Molecule: messenger RNA, 993 nt
Organism: Micromonas pusilla CCMP1545
Lineage: Eukaryota; Viridiplantae; Chlorophyta; Mamiellophyceae; Mamiellales; Mamiellaceae
Exons: 2
Coding region: 1-993 (330 amino acids)
Source: RefSeq, a predicted model, not a curated record
AUGAGCGCCUCGGUGUUGCAGGGCGGCCAAGUGUGGGACGAAGACGUCCUCAAGGCGCUGCUCGACGUCGUCGAGGAAGGCUCCGCGGCGAUCGACGUCGGCGCGAAUUACGGAAGGCGCGUCCUCACGGCACUCUCUCUCGACCGCUCGUUCCGUAUCCUUUCCUUUGUACACGUGUCAUCUCCACACUGCACAAUACCUGACACGUGUCGCCCAUCCCGCCCGCUCAUCGCCGCGCGCAGUUACUCGGUGUUUUUCUCCGACAAAGUGGGCCCCACCGGCCGCGUGUACGCCUUCGAGCCCCAGCCGUUCAUUCACUCGGUGUUGAAUUUCAACCUCGUCUUAAACGACGCGUCUAAAAACGUCCAGACUUUCCGCGGCGUCCUCGGUCACGCCGAGACGACGACGCACAUGUCCGACGUUCUCAGCGACGGCUCCAAGAAGGGCGCGUCGUUCGCGGCGACCGCGGCGAAGGGCGAGCCGGUGAAUUACGGAGGCAGGCAGAUCGGCCAGGGCGGCGAGGAGGUUCCGAUGCGGACCCUGGACUCGUUCCGCAUCGCGUGUCCGAUAUCGAUGCUGAAAGUGGACGCCGAGGGCGCGGAACAUCUGGUGUUUUACGGCGCGCGGGAGACAAUCAGGCGCGUCCUCCUCACACUGUCCAACUACCAGACGCUCUCCGAGGAGACGACGACGACGUUGAAGGUCCCGCCCGAGGCGAAAACCUUCGACGUCGCCGCGUGGGCGACGGGCGAGCUCGGAUACGCGAAGGACGAGGUGAAACGCGUUGGCGGCACUGUGGACUUUGUCCUCAGGCCGCCCGCGCGGAGGAAGAACGCGAGAAACGCGACGGCGACGGCGGCGACGACGACGAGCGCGGCGGCGGCGAUGACGACGACGAGCGCGGCGGCGGCGGCGAAUGCGAGCGCGGACGCGUCGAACGUGAGCGGCGACGUCGUCGACGAGGCGGGCGAGUUGGCGCGCGCACCGCGAUAA